Molecule: messenger RNA, 1840 nt
Organism: Spinacia oleracea (spinach)
Lineage: Eukaryota; Viridiplantae; Streptophyta; Magnoliopsida; Caryophyllales; Amaranthaceae
Exons: 11
Coding region: 538-1494 (318 amino acids)
Biological process (GO): intracellular protein transport
Source: RefSeq, a predicted model, not a curated record
UUGAAUUUUUUUUGCUUCCUCGAACCAUUGUGAAUUUCCUGCUACUGCUUCUUUAAAAGACACAGGAAGCAAGGCAGGGGAUGAGAGAGGUUGUUGGGCAUCAUGAUCGAUCAUAUUAACGUCGUUAAUUUGUUGAUCCUUACUAGGAUCAUGACCCAUGUCGAUUGUCGUUACUGCUUGAUUUGUUUCCAUACUAAAAGACGAAGCUUGAAAUGUGAACGAAAUGGACAGGCACCUGCAAAACAAGAAGGAAAAAACACAAAAGAAAUUUGAGAAGGAAACCCCUCCUUGAACCUAAGAAGACCCCUAGAGGCCUUCUCUGAGAUCAAGAGAGAAGGUGGAGAAAAGAUUUUAGAGAGAGAAAACAUUUUUUGCGGAAAUGCUCUGAUACACAAACGAAAACAUUAAUUGAUCUAGCUGUGUAAUUCACCGGGUUAAAUUGGGGUUUUUCCUCCGAGUGUGAACUGUGAAGUACUCUGUACCCCGUAGCAAGAAUUGUCUCCAGUAGCGAUCAAUUGGAAACCGGAAUAAUCAAAGAUGUCAGUAGAGCUGAAACUCUCCCGGUCAAACCGCAUCUACCGUCCUGAUGAACAAAUAGAAGGCAAAAUCAUCACAAAGUUUUCAUCUUCAAUAUCCCAUUAUGGCGUUCGUCUCACUGUAAAUGGUUCAGUCAAUCUCCAGGUUCGUGGAGGGUCAGCUGGGGUUAUUGAAUCUAUUGUUGGAGUUCUUAAACCCAUUACCAUUGUGAAGAAGAGUGUUGAAAUUAGACCUUCUGGAAAGAUAAGCUCAGGAACUACCGAGAUACCUUUUUCUUUGACCUUAAAACAACCAGGAGAGAGUAAAUCAGGAAAAUUUUACGAGACAUUCCACGGGGAAGAUAUAAGCAUCCAGUAUCUGCUAACUGUAGAAGUAGCACGGGGUUAUCUGCACAAGUCAUUGUCAGCAACAUUAGAGUUCAUCAUUGAAAGUGAAAAAGCGGAACUUCUUGAGCUGCCUAUUUCGCCUGAACUCGUGCUGUUCUAUAUCACGCAGGAUACCCAAAAGCACCCAUUGCUUUCAGAACUAAAAUCAGGCGGUUUCCGUGUAAGUGGCAGAAUACCAACUCAAUGUUCAUUGUCAUGUGCCCUCAGAGGGGAGAUGACUGUAGAAGCGUCUGCAUUGCCAAUACAGUCCAUUGAUAUCCACUUGUUACGUGUGGAAUCCAUUCUUGUUGGAGAUAGGAUUGCAUCAGAAGCAACUUUGAUUCAAACUACUCAGCAGAUAGCAGAUGGAGAUGUCUCUCGAGGCCUGUCUCUACCCAUUUAUGUCUUACUUCCACGGCUCUUAACUUGUCCAACAGUCUUAGCUGGUCCAUUCUCAAUUGAGUUCAAGGUCUCCAUUGUUAUCAGCUUUCAGUCAGAGCUUAGCAAACUGCACCCCAAAUCUGAUCCUAGAACACCAAGACUAUGGCUUGCAAUGGAAACAUUGCCACUUGAACUAGUUCGAACAAUGUGAAUUCGUCACGUCAUGAUUGAUUGGCAACACCCCCUUUCUCCCCUACACCUCAAAGGAUGCAGUAAAUCAAGAAACUUUUGUGCUAAUAGAUUCAUGUUGUAUCUACUUCGUUUGGAUGCACCGCAGUAGAGGAGAUAUAGUGCAUGAAAAAUGGAGGAAACUUAUGUUAGUGAGGAUUCAGCUCCAGUGAAUUUGAGAGUUCAUGAUUAUGGAGGUUUCAGCUUGUGUAUAUCAAUCAGUAACAUCAUGUGAAAAUCUUUGUAGUAUUUGAUAUGUCAGGAACAUGGUUAACUCAUGUUUCUUUUGAUUAUCGAGUGGUUAUUAAUUAUACAACAAUGUGCAAUAA